Molecule: messenger RNA, 1857 nt
Organism: Sus scrofa (pig)
Lineage: Eukaryota; Metazoa; Chordata; Mammalia; Artiodactyla; Suidae
Gene: RSPH9
Product: radial spoke head component 9
Biological process (GO): axoneme assembly; cilium movement involved in cell motility; motile cilium assembly
Cellular component (GO): radial spoke; axoneme
Source: RefSeq, a predicted model, not a curated record
UUUGAGGGGAAUUAAUUGCCUUAGAAUCCUAGAGCCAAGAGCACCUCACAUUCUUUUCUUUUCUUUUUUAAUUUUAGUAUUUUCUUAUUAAGUAUUUUAAAACCAUGUGCACUCCAACAGUAUCUCAGUAAUCAUGUCUAAGGAGUUGUAGAUGUAGAUUAUCUAGUCACAUCCACUUGUUUUACAUUUAGAAAAUGAGGAAAUUUAAGUGUCUUGCCCAAGGUCACCCAGAAAAAAAUAAUAAUAACAACUUUUUUUGAAGUACUUAACAUAUACAAACACACAAUUAAAAUGCAGCAGAACUCUAUGAAUUAUCAGCAUUUAUAAAUGGGGAUAUUUAGAACAAAGUGAUUAAGUACCUUUUCCAAAACCAUGUCACUAGUACGUGAUGGAUGGAAUUAAAUUUCCAGUAACCCUAAUUUCAAAGCCUAUGGUAUAAACCAACCAAAUUCUUUUUCUUUUCUUCAUAGCUAAUUCUGAGGCCAAAGAAGGACAUGACUGGUAUGAAGUGAUACACCUAGUCCCACUGUUGUAUUAUUUUUCUUCCCAAGCCCCCAUGGCAUGUACAGUGUGGACUCAGUAAGUGUCCACUGGCUGGAAGGGCUUAGGGAAGGCAAACAUAUCCCUGGAUUUGGGCAAAUUGGGACCUUCCACUAAGCCUACCUAUUUUGUGGGGGGUGGGGAACAAACCCACGCCGGUGCCGUAACAACUGAACACAUCCAGUCACCUACCCCGGAAAGGAAGCAGGAGGGGACUAGCUUAACCAGGCUUUUCCAAAGGGCUUCCUGGGAAAGCUGGCUGGAGGCCGCAGGUGGAAUCCUGCUUCCGGUCUGCCCGAGGGGCGGGGCUUUGGGUCUCCGUGGACGCGCUUCUCCUAGCAACCUGCGGGCGUUGAGCGGGGAGGCUUGUGCGAUGGACUCGGAGAGCCUCCUGCUAUCGCUGGAGCUGGCGUCGGGCAGUGGGCAGGGUCUCAGCCCAGACCGUCGGGCCUCUCUGCUCACCUCCCUUACGCUGGUUAAACGCGACUACCGUUUCGAUCGGGUCCUUUUCUGGGGCCGCAUCCUCGGCCUCAUCGCUGAUUACUACAUCGCGCAGGGCCUGAGCGAGGACCAGCUUGCACCUCGCAAGACUCUAUACAGCCUGAACUGCAUGGAGUGGAGCCUCUUGCCCCCCGCCACCGAGGAGAUGGUGACACAGACAUCCGUGGUGAAAGGCCGCUUCAUGGGGGACCCCUCGCAUGAGUACGAGCACACUGAGCUGCAGAAGGUGAACGAGGGCGAGAAGGUCUUUGAAGAAGAAGUAGUGGUCCAGAUCAAAGAAGAGACCCGUUUGGUGUCCAUCAUUGAUCAGAUCGACAAGGCUGUGGCCGUCAUCCCCCGAGGCGCCCUCUUUAAGACCCCCUUUGGACCCAUCCAUGUCAAUCGGACCUUUGAAGGACUGUCCUUAUCUGAAGCCAAGAAGCUCAGUUCCUACUUCCACUUCCGGGAGCCUGUUGAGCUGAAGAACAAGACCUUGCUUGAGAAGGCCGACCUGGACCCUUCCCUAGACUUCAUGGACUCCUUGGAGCAUGACAUUCCCAAAGCCAGGAAGUCUCUCGGUGUCUCUUGAUUUUCAUAUCCAUCUUGAAUAGAGGCAAGUUGGGAAUCUCCCCUGAAAACAUUUCUGAAAACAUCACUGAAAGUACUAGCCGUACAAACAUCUCUGCAGUUGGUUUUGGGGUUAGAUCCAGUGCUUGGUGCUCAGUGAGUGGGUGCUGUCUGAUUGGCCCACCUGCUAAGGAAACGAGUUCUGUACAUUUUUUUUGGGGGGGUGUGUCUUUUUAGGGCUGCACCCAUGGCAUAUGGAAGUUCCCAGGC